AAAAAAUGGCGCGCAAACUAUAGAGCUCAGUUUUUAGCUUCAUCGUCGCUUAGAAAAUGGAAUCUUUAUUCGAGGGUUUUUGCACGGGUGGUGAAAUAUUGACGAAACAUGCAGAUCGUUGGCGUAAAAUAAGCUUCGGUGUACCUGUGUUCGAUCGGCUCACGGGUGGUGGCAUCUCCUGCCGAGGAAUUUUUGAACUGGCUGGAGAUCCGGGUUCGGGUAAAACACAGAUUGCUUUGAAACUUGCUUUAACGGCCCAAAGCAAGGUUCCGGAUUCGUCCGUGGUAUACAUAUGUACGGAGCACAUGUUUCCCUCCAGCAGGCUUUUGCAGAUGGAAGCAGAAUAUAAACGCCAAUAUCCUCACGACGACGCGGUACAAGCGCAUAACUUUGCGGACCAUAUACUUGUGGAACAUGUUCGAUGUGUGCCUACUUUAAUAGCGUGUCUGUUCGACCGGUUACCUAAACUAUUGGAAAAAACAAAGAUCAGUGUGCUUAUCAUCGAUUCAAUCACAAGUCCAUUCGUAGAGGAGCAAAAUUACUUGUUACGUGCCGAAACGUUUCGUUCGAUAGUGAACCGCUUGCAGCACCUCCAAGAGCAUCACAACUUUGCCACAUUUGUCACAAAUCAGGUACGGGCGGUGAUUGAUUCUGCUACACUCGACGAUCAACGAAUCGUUCCGGCGCUUGGACUGGCCUGGAGCACAUUGGUGCACACACGGUUGCAGCUUUUCCGAAAAAUGAACUCGAACGAACGAGGUUGUUGCGUUGUGUUUGGACCAUCUUUGCCACCGAAGCUAGGAUACUAUCAAAUCAACGAGUCGGGCCCAGUUGAUGCUCUGCCCAGUUGAGACUACCGUUUACCAAACAUAAAAUAUUCGAAGUCCUUUGACGGAUGUCUGAAAUGUUACGAGGAACAGUAAGAAACAAAGGCAUUGUUGUAGUAAGCAAUCAAGGGUAGUUCGUAACGUGCGUUCACAUAUUAACGAGAAAUGUAUAACAUUCUGCUAUCGACCACAUGCGUCUCUUACAACAUGCCCAAAACAAGCGAGAAAUGGCUCAAAACAUGAGCAUUUUUUUUUUUCGUGCAGCGAUGUUUCUUCGCCGACGCGGUACUAGCUAUGGAAUGAUGAAAUAAUAUACACAUUACUUUGCUACAGUUAUCACCAGCCAACUUUAACAUACAUGUAAACAAAAUAAAACGAUGCAUUUAUUAAAGGAACGAUCAGUUAUCAACUACUAAGAGCUUUUCUUCAGUUUCAAGGAACAGUUAUCCUUCGUUGAGGUCCAAACCAGGAACAGCAUGCUGUACAACAUUUUUGUCACGAUGUUAUGUGAUUCUCGGUAUGUUGAUUUCUAUGGCUUUUUUUCUUGUGUUUUCAAGGAACGUUUAAUUGCGGUUUCUAAUUACAUAUGUUUUGGGCCAAUUGAAUUUUAAUCGUUUUUUCUUUGUUAUUUUGUGAAAAAUGU
This is a messenger RNA of Anopheles moucheti, 1470 nucleotides long. RefSeq names its product DNA repair protein XRCC3. Gene Ontology annotation, molecular function: four-way junction DNA binding; ATP-dependent DNA damage sensor activity; ATP hydrolysis activity. The transcript is spliced from 4 exons. The record is from RefSeq and is a predicted model, not a curated record. Gene Ontology annotation, biological process: resolution of mitotic recombination intermediates; t-circle formation; double-strand break repair via synthesis-dependent strand annealing. Lineage: Eukaryota; Metazoa; Arthropoda; Insecta; Diptera; Culicidae. The coding region runs from base 57 to 851 and encodes 264 amino acids. Gene Ontology annotation, cellular component: Rad51C-XRCC3 complex; replication fork.